CUGCUGCGGAAGGAGGAGCCCGGGCCCGAGGCCCUGGACGCCCUGCGCAGGCUCUUCCUCAUCGUCUCGGCCACCAAGUACGACAGGAAGUGAGUGGUCACCUGGGGGUGCCCGCCGGGGGCGCAGACCUUGGCACUGCCUGCGCGCCCCCAGCCGCUGCAGCUGCUCUGCGCCGCCAUCCUGAGGGAGAUGUCGCCCUGCCUCAGCCUGAGCCUGUCCUGCGACCACGUCCAGAGCCCGCGGCAGCUGAGCCUGGUGGCCUCUGUGCUCCUGGCCCAGGGCGACAGAAAGCAGGUCAGAAACGUGGGCCAGCGCAUCUUCAAAGUCCUUGAGAGCCGGCAGCCCGAGGGGCCGAGUCCGAGGCCCCUGCUCCCAGUCGUGUCCAAGGUCGCCAGCCUGGCCCCCGGCACCGUCCAUGAAGACCAGGCCAACCUGCUCAACAAGAGGCUGGUGGACUGGCUGCGCUACGCCAGCGUCCCGCAGGGGCUCCCCCACUCCUCUGGGGGCUUCUUCACGCCCCGGGCCCGGCAGCCGGGUCCUGUCACUGAGGUCGAUGGGGCUGUGGCCACGGACUUCUUCACGGUGCUGUCCACGGCCCAGCGCUUCACCGAGGACCAGUGGCUGAACGUGCAGGCCUUCUCCAUGCUGCGGGCCUGGCUGCAGCUCAGCGGCCCCGGGGGCCCGGGCGCCCCGGACACAGGUGGGACCUGGCAGAGAGCAGUGAGUGCCCACGGCGGGGGGCGGGGGGGCUCCCCUCCUCGGGGCUCCCCGCUCCCUCUGACGGUGGCCUGGUGCCUGCAGUGCCUGGUGGAGGCCGUGCUGGUGCUGGACGUACUCUGCAGGCAGGACCCCUCCUUCCUGUACCGCACCCUCUCCUGCCUGAAGGCGCUGCAGGCGCGGCUGUGCGGGGACCCCACCUGCGUGCGGGUGCUGCUGCCCCUCGCCCAGUUCUUCCUCAGCCACGGUGAGCUGGGGGUCGGCUGCCCAGCUCACGGGAGAAAGUGCAGGUCAGGCCCUGGCCGUCAGCCUGUGGACCAAAGGGUCCCAGGUUUGAUUCGGGUCAAGGGCACGUACGUUGGUUGUGGGUUCCUCCGGUUGUCACCCGCUGUGUCCGAGAGGCCGCUCUGGGACGCCUCCCUGAGGACCACCAGCUGCCCGGACACCUCCCAGGACCCGCAGCUCCAGGGCCUCCUCCAGCACCUGCUGCGCGCCGAGGCCAGCGGGGCCCCCGAGAGGCUGGCGCCACUCUACCUGCUGCUGCAGCCCAUGGCCGGUGAGGCGGUGCCCACCCUGCUGCAGGCCUUCUUCUCGGCGGUGACCCAGGUCGCUGAUGGGGCCCUGACCAACCAGCUGGCACGGCUGCUCCUGGAGAGAAGUGACUCGCUUUACCAGGUGCCAGGCUACGAGGCCCGCGUGCACCAGUCACGGCCACCCCCGGCCCAGCCUCGACCCCCGCAGCUCGUCACUGCGCUGAUGGCCACGCUGACCAAGCUGGCCUCCCGCAGCCAAGACCUGAUCCCCAGAGCCUUCUGUAAAGACUUUAAGACACUUCAGGGAAUAGUGGUUGCUGCUGAGGAUGGUGUGUGA
Messenger RNA from Myotis davidii, 1587 nucleotides. It is a transcript of the gene AP5Z1, whose product is annotated as adaptor related protein complex 5 zeta 1 subunit. The record is from RefSeq and is a predicted model, not a curated record. NCBI's taxonomy places the organism in Eukaryota, Metazoa, Chordata, Mammalia, Chiroptera, Vespertilionidae. Gene Ontology annotation, cellular component: AP-5 adaptor complex.